Messenger RNA from Miniopterus natalensis, 2544 nucleotides. The record is from RefSeq and is a predicted model, not a curated record. Lineage: Eukaryota; Metazoa; Chordata; Mammalia; Chiroptera; Miniopteridae.
AUGAUCGAAGCGGAGCUCAGCCCUGUGUUCAGGAACCAGAAGCUGCCCCUGAGGGAAGAGCAUGGAGCACUGAGCCAAAGACUGUGGCGACAGAGGUGGACACUGAGCACUGGGAUCCGGGGCCAGGGAAGCAGGACAUCCCAACUUACAUUUUGCUCAAUUUCCCUUUUAGGGAGAUGGAGAUUUUUUCCAGUAUUACGGUCGUCCUUGUUCCAGGCCCUACAUAAUUCCUGCUGUCGGAAAAAGUCCACUGCACCCAAGAAAAUUAUUCCCGACGCUGCUUUUUGUGACAAAAAUACAAAGGAGUCUGGAAAUGCACUUGACAAGCUUUUUUCUUCAGAACAGCAGGCUUCCAUCUUGCAUGUGUUGAAUACAGCAUCUAAUAAAGAACUUGAAGCUUUCAGAUUGCUUCGUGGAAGGAAGUCCGUCAAUAUUGUACAACACAGAGAAAAGUUUGGGCCAUUUCAGAAUUUGAAGAGUUUAAUGAAUGUGCCCUUGUUCCAGUACAAAACUACCGUUCAAGUUUGUAACUCCAUUCUUUGUCCAGAGACUGAACAGAAAAAAAGAAAGUCACAGGAAAACCGGCUCUUGAAAAAACUCAUCAAGCCAGAAAUUGAAAGAGAGAGACUUCAGGCAGUUAAUAGUAUCGUAUCCAUUGUUUUUGGUACUCGAAGAAUUGCCUGGGCUCACCUUGAUCGUAAAUUGGCAGUGCUGGACUGGCAGCAAAGUGAAUGUUGUCAGUUGAUGAAAGGAACAUAUGUAUCAUCUGUCUAUUUAGAAGAGAUUUCUUCAAUUGUUUCAAAGAUGCCUAAAGCUGACUUCUAUGUUCUGGAAAAAACAGGACUCUCACUUCAGAACUCAACUCUGUUCCCGAUACUGUUGCAUCUGCAUAUCAUGGAAGCCAUGCUGUAUGCCUUACUAAACACGACGUUUGCCCGCGGUGGCCAGCAUCAGGUGCUGAGCAUGAACCGAAAUGCAGUGGGGAAGCACUUUGAACUGAUGAUUGGUGACAGCCGGACUAGUGGGAAAGAACUAGUGAAGCAGUUCCUCGAAGACUCUGUGCUGAAGGAAGAGCCUCGGGUGUUCUUCCCAUCAGAUAAGAUAGUCCACUACAGGCAUAUGUUUUCAUCUACUGAACAACGCAGGAUAGAAGAGCUAUAUGAUUCAUUGUUACAAGCUGUUGCCUUCUACGAAUUGGCAGUGUUUAACACUGAACCUUAAAAUUCUGAUAAUGCAUGAUCUUCUCUAAUGUUAUAUUUAUUAGCUAUAAAGUUGUAAAAACCAACUGUUUUAAAUCCAUGUUAAUGGAAAAGAAAACAUGGUUUGAGUGUAUUUAAUGUUUAAAGUCAGACUUUUGGCUGUUGAAUGGCUUAUACAAUAAGCCAAGGCCAAAUCCAUAAAUAUCUUAUGAGAUUCUGUACCUUUUAGGUUCAAGUGUUAAACAGUAAGAUACCUCCUAAACAGUCGAAACAAGAAACGUUAUCUUCCGUUAAAAGCAAAUACCAUCUAUGCUAAAGAAUUUGCUGAAACAGGCAAGUAAUGAGUUUUUCUGGGUGGUGCUCAUCAUGGGAAUAAAGCCAAAUAGUUAUAACUGAUAAGACAACUUGUAGAAUCCUGUUCUUACUCUGUAAAUAGAAUGUCAUUUGGUACGCAGCCUCCAAAAGGUGAUUUUCAUCAGCUCCAACUAUCAAGCCCAGAAUAAACAAGCUUCGUCUAACAGGCUCAUUAUAUCACUUGGAAAUCUUUUCAUUGGCAGACCACCUUUUGAGAAAAGUAGCACUUGCUUUUCCACAUCUCCAUUUUCCAGUAUAUCUUCCUUAGUCCAGGCCUUCAUUAUAUCUCACUUGUGCUGAACCCAAGUCUCUGAUGUCAAAGCAUUAAGUCUUUUUUUUAAUCUAAAAGUGAAAUACACUUGUUGGGAAGAAUUAAAAUAAUCAUGUAUAUGUAAAAUAAGUGGAAGUCCUCCCUUUCAGCACCUUGUAACUCUUUAGGAGUUUGGUGUACACUCUAGAUGUGUCGCCAUGCACGUGUAAACCUCUACAGUUUCAUAGUAUAUGGCUGUACACAUAAACAUCUCCACCUUGGGAAUGUUAUAGAUGCCUCAAACGACAUGUCUGAAACCACUCUCUCUCCUCCAGAUCACCUCCUUUGCUACUGUUUUAUACUUUGGUAAAUAGCCUCACCAACCAUCCAGUCCUUCAUGCCAGACACGUGGUAUUAUCUUACUUCCCACAUAUUUCUGGAAAUAGCUGUAAGUGAAAAUGUGACUGUUAGACAUUUAUAGGCUAGGAUGCUAAGUAUUGAGAAGUCCUCAAAAUUUGCUUAUUUUUAUCACAAAAAUGAAUCUAAAUCUAACAGGAAUUUGUCACCUUUAAGAAUUGAGAAAAAAAAUUUCCCCAAAUUAUGUCAAACCUAAAAAAAAGAUAUAAAAAAUUCUAUGGAAUUAUUUUACUUUGGUUCCUCAAUUGAGAAUAAUCAGAAUUUUCUAAUAAUAAAAGGCCAAAUUAACAGGUAGGUGCUCUAUAGGUAGUGAACUCUUUUUUC